GGAACAUAUGCACACUUGCACAAAAAAUCGGUUUAGCUCUUAUGAUCAACAUAUUGAUCCACAUGAUUUAAUUUUUGCUUAGGUCUAUAGUUGUUUUAGAGGUACAAUCAACUCUUAAAACAUUUACUUUAUAAACUAAAAAAGUUAGUUAAUGUUCUGGAAUUGCUUACAUAGUCUGAAAAUCAGUCAAAACACUCACAUGACAUUUUUUGCAUUUGAGAAACUGUAAUCACCAUUUGUAUUUGUUAUUAUUUAAUGGGUAAUGUGUUCAGCCUUUUCUGCCAAUUGACUGUUUUUAAGUGUCCAUGUUUGUGAUAUUGUUCAUGUUUUUGUUAAAUUGCACCUGUAAUCUGUGUUUCAUUUGUCAUAAUUUAAACUAAAUCAAUGUAGUAAUGCACAGUACUCAAAUAUUUUUUCAUUAUUUAGGCUUAAAUGGAUUUUCUCAUAUCUUGUCCCUGUAUGCUUUGUCUAAUACUUUCAACACAAAACAGUGAUGAAAAAUUAGGUUUUAUUAAUGCCAGUUGACAUUGCAUUGAGGAUGACCUUGGGUUGCUUUGUUACCACUUAUUUGGUUGUGUAAUUUGAUGUAGUUCUCAUUUUACACUAUCCUCAUGCUGUGGUUAUUCUUUCGCUAAAUCUCUUACACAUAUGUGUACGCAUGUUGUGUAACUGGCAGUGCUAGUUUGAAGAUGUGUGAGAAAAGCAGUGAGUGUAGAAAUCGCUGCUCGUCAACCAAGGACUCAAAAAACUCUUUAUCUUAUUAUUUCAUGCCGUACUGUUAAGUUACAUAUAUAGCUAAAUGUGAAGAAUAUGUAAAGUCACUCCAAGUACAACACAAAUUCAGACAUGUAAAAAGUCAAAAUGUUCUCAGUUUAUCAUAUUGUGUUAUAUGUGUUAUUGUGUUAUGUUUAUGCUUUUCUCAGAUCACAUUGUAACCAUGGGCUUUCCCAGAGGGCCUCACUUCGUCGUUAGUCACGGUGUUCACCCCUAGAAAAAUAAUGUCUUGAAACUAUUUUUAAGCUUUGCUGUGUUCAGAACACCACUGAUGUGUGACUCUAUGUGGAUUCCCUGAGUGGGUUGCUUAACAAGAUAAAGCGUUUGUAAGGAUGUCAGAUGUCUUGUUUUCCCCACGGGCAUAUGCUGUUGUGCUGUCAUAAUCCUCCGGCUGCGUGUCUCACCGUAACAUCCUAUCAUUCUCUCUCAUUUGCUUGUGCUUUGAUCAGCUUCCUUUCUCUUUGACUUGUUUGUGGGUUAACAAGUGGCCGAGGCAGGUAUCUGGCUCAACAGGGUCUCGCUGCAUCACUCCUUGUUUCAUCAUCAUCAUCAUCAUCACAGAUUAAAAUUUUCUUUCUGAAGGUGACGGCCCUGGUCUUGGGGAGCUAUUGUCCUGCAAAACAGUUAUCCAAACGCAUAAAGGGAAAUUCUUCUCUUUUAAAUGAGUGCCUGAAAAUCCCUCCUGCUUUGCAUUGUCUACAUUUUGAAAAGUUUAUUCAUGCCAUUAACAUUUUUCUUACAUGUAAGUUUUUCUUGCAGGAACAGCAGCUAAAUCAGAGAUGCCAGUAAGUGGGAAGCCUGCAGAGGGAGGUGUUGCCAGGUUUUCCUAUGAAAUUAAAUGCUCCUGUGUCCCUCUGCUCCUCCCUCCCUCUUCUGUGGGAGGCCAAAGUGUUGAAGCAGUGAUGAACAACACAAAGAAGGAAGAUGUGCAUAAAGCCCUAGCCACUGUCAUAGUGUCACUCAUGAUGUACAGCUUCAUGGGAGGGGGUCUGUUCUGUGCCAUCGUGGGGAACAUCUUAUUGGUGGUCUCCACAGCCACAGACUACUGGAUGCAGUACCGCCUGUCUGGCAGCUUUGCCCAUCAGGGCCUGUGGAGGUACUGCAUGUCUGGAAAGUGCUACAUGCAGACUGACAGCAUUGCUUACUGGAACGCCACUCGUGCUUUCAUGAUCCUCUCUGCCAUGUCAUGCUUUGCUGGCAUCAUUGCAGGAAUCCUCUCCUUUGCCCACUUCUCAGCCUUUGAGAGGUUCAACCGCUCCUUUGCUGCUGGGAUCAUGUUCUUUGUUUCAACUCUCUUUGUUCUGCUUGCAAUGGCCAUUUACACCGGGGUGACAGUGAACUUCCUGGGCAAGCGUUUUGGUGACUGGCGCUUCUCCUGGUCCUAUAUACUAGGCUGGGUGGCCCUGCUCAUGACCUUCUUUGCAGGUAUAUUCUACAUGUGUGCCUACAGAAUGCAUGAGUGCAGAAGAAUGGCUGGCCCACGUUAAAAUAAACAGGAAAUACUGAGUCAUGGGUGCAAAGAAUAUUAGUUCCUUCUCAAAAAUAGAGAACUUA
Messenger RNA from Lates calcarifer (barramundi perch), 2328 nucleotides. It is a transcript of the gene lim2.5, whose product is annotated as lens intrinsic membrane protein 2.5. The record is from RefSeq and is a predicted model, not a curated record. Gene Ontology annotation, cellular component: plasma membrane. Gene Ontology annotation, molecular function: structural constituent of eye lens. Lineage: Eukaryota; Metazoa; Chordata; Actinopteri; Centropomidae. The transcript has 5 exons. Bases 1554 to 2261 code for a protein of 235 amino acids.